Molecule: messenger RNA, 1491 nt
Organism: Cladophialophora psammophila CBS 110553
Lineage: Eukaryota; Fungi; Ascomycota; Eurotiomycetes; Chaetothyriales; Herpotrichiellaceae
Product: catalase
Exons: 2
Coding region: 1-1491 (496 amino acids)
Biological process (GO): response to hydrogen peroxide; hydrogen peroxide catabolic process
Cellular component (GO): peroxisome; mitochondrion; cytoplasm
Molecular function (GO): heme binding; catalase activity
Source: RefSeq, a predicted model, not a curated record
AUGAUUGUCGCCGGACCUCAUAACCUUUACACCCUUGCAGAGGGUGCCCCUGCUCCCCGAAAUGACACCAGUGUCCAAGUCCGCAAUAAGCAAGGCGGCGGUCUCGUUCUUCUCCAAGAUACCCAGUUGAUUGAGACCCUAGCCCACUUCUCCCGCGAGAGAAUCCCAGAAAGAGUCGUCCAUGCCAAAGCUGCCGGCGCUCGAGGCUAUUUCCAAGUCACUCACGACAUCUCCGACAUCACUGAUGCAGAUUUCCUCAAUGCGAUUGGCAAAAAGACAGAGGUCGUGACCCGAAUCUCCACCGUCGGCCCUGAGUCUGGUUCUGCCGACACCAUACGCGACUUCCAUGGUUGGGCUAUCAAGUUCAAGACUGCCGAGGGGAAUAAUGACUGGGUCUUCAACAAUCAGCCCGUCUUCUUCGUCCGAGACCCCAUCAAAUUCCCCUCUCUAAACCGUUCUCACAAGAGACAUCCUGCCACACACACUUCGGACGCAGACAUGUUCUGGGACUUCCACGUCGGCUCCCCUGAAUCUGUUCAUGCUUUGAUGUUCCUCUUCAGCGACCGAGGUACUCCCGCGACUUUGCGCGGUAUCAACGGAUAUAGUGGCCAUACCUAUAAAUUUACCAAGAAGGAUGGCUCCUUUCACUAUGUCAAAAUUCACAUCCACGCUGACGGAGGUGUCAAGAACCUGACGAACGAAGAGGCUAUCCGGCUCGCUGGCGAGAGCCCCGACUAUUUGACAAAUGACCUUUACAACGAGAUUGAGAAAGGCAAUUAUCCUUCUUAUACAGUCUCCAUCCAGACCAUCCACCCAGCCGAUGUUGCCAUGUGCCCGGUCAAUAUUUUCGACAUGACCAAGGUGUGGCCUCAUGAGCAAUACCCUCUCCGGCCCGUCGGCAAGCUUGUCUUUGACACUAAUCCCGUCAACUACUUCGCCGAGGUUGAACAGGCUGCCUUUUCACCAUCGACCCUGGUACCAGGUAUUGAACCCAGCGCCGAUCCCAUGCUUCAGGCUCGUAUGUUCGCCUAUCCCGACGCUGCCCGCUACAGGUUAGGUGUGAACUACCAAAUGUUGCCCACAAACGCCCCCAAGGUCCCAGUCUACAUUCCCACCGAGCGUGAUGGCUUCAUGAACUUCAGUGCCAAUUACGGGCCCGACCCCAACUACCUGAACAGCUCCAUCCACCCUACGGGUUUCCACACCACCGGCGUGUCGGAUUAUAAGCCGACCGAGGAGUCGCUGAGUGGCCCUGUCGUCUUCACCUCGGAGAUCACGGAUGAAGACUUCAAGCAGCCUCGCGCCUUGUGGAACAAGGUGAUGGCCAAGGAGGAUGGCGCGCAGGAACGCUUCAUCUCCAACAUCGCAGGCAACAUUGCUGGCGUCAAGAGGGACUGGUUGCGCGAGAAGGUCUUUGAACUCUUCCGCCGUGUAGAUGAAUCCCUCGGCGAUCGCAUUGAGGAGGCCGUAAACAAGAUGGUCAAGGCAUGA